This is a messenger RNA of Impatiens glandulifera, 444 nucleotides long. RefSeq lists its product as uncharacterized. NCBI's taxonomy places the organism in Eukaryota, Viridiplantae, Streptophyta, Magnoliopsida, Ericales, Balsaminaceae. The record is from RefSeq and is a predicted model, not a curated record. The coding region runs from base 1 to 444 and encodes 147 amino acids. The transcript has 2 exons.
AUGGAAUGCAGAAGGCAAUGGGAAGCUGUUCUCAAAGAGAAUAUGGAGUUCAUCAUUUGGCUUGCAUUCUGGAAAAGACUCAACAAUCCUGACCGUAUUAGCAUGUAUAUGAACAUCCCGGACGUGAGUUGUCUUAUAUGCAACGAAAAUGAAGAAACCAUCGAUCACUUAUUUGGGAGCUGUAGUAUAGCAUUGGAAAAUUGGGACAAAUUUUCUAGAAGUCUGGAGCUGAUUAUUUUUCCGAAGGAAUGGAAAGAAAUCAAAGAAGCAACACUAAUAAAAGCUAAAGGAAACAAAUUUGCAACAAACGUAUUCAAGUGCGGUUUUGAAGCAGUAGUUUAUAACAUUUUGCAGGAAUGUAAUGCGAGAGUCUAUGAAAGAACCCGUAGAAGUGUUGAAGAAUUAUGGAGAGACAUAGUCUCGGAUUUUGGUGCAAUUGCGUGA